CUAAAAAAACAAACAAUAGUAGUAAUAAACAAUCAGUCUCACUACACUCUAGUUGUGUUUUAGUCGAUGUAAACAGAAGUUAGAUCUUAGGCGGGAAAAGAGUGGGACCCAAGAAGUGGCACAUUUCCUUUGACCAAACCCUUCCUCAAUUCUAACUCUUGGUUAGGUUCCAGAAACCAGACUUAUAAAUGCCACACGUGUGGCCCUUCAGAUAAGGGCAGACCUCCUCAGGAGCUCUUCCCCUCUGUCUUCCCAGUCCCAUCCCACCACCCCCUUCUAGCUGUUGUGUUGGGUUCUUGUCUCUCUCUGUUCCAAAAUUUUCAUACAAGUGUGAAACCAAAACCAGGCUCCAUACUAAAAUUCCACAGAAUUUUCAGUCGUCUCGCAGCCAAACUGAUCUACUUUUCUUUUCUUUUUCCUUCUUCUCUGGAGAUGCCUGGAAGUAUGGAGCCAUUAGAUUUGGUUGGUGUUCAAGUUCCUUAUCAUUUCAGGUGUCCUAUAUCACUUGAGCUCAUGCGUGACCCUGUUGCAGUCUGCACUGGUCAAACCUAUGACCGAACUAGCAUCGAGUCAUGGGUUGCAACCGGUAACACAACGUGUCCUGUUACUCGAGCCCCACUCUCUGACUUCACUCUCAUCCCUAACCAUACCCUUCGCCGCCUUAUUCAAGAUUGGUGUGUCGCCAACCAGGCCUUUGGUAUCGAGCGAAUUCCUACCCCUAAACAACCUGCCGAGCCUACCAUGGUUCGAUCCUUACUGAAUCAAGCUUCCUCCGUUUCGAAUCCAUUUCAGUCUCGUCUUUCUGCUCUGCGUCGACUCAAGGGACUAGCCUGCGAUUCCGAGAAAAACCGUUCCAUGAUAUCCUCCCAUGACGCACGUGAGAUACUCAUAAGCAUCGUAUUUUCAGAUACUGGUUCCGGUUCGUCGGAGUUGAACCAGGAGGCACUUGCACUUUUAGUAAUGUUUCAACUUACCGAAUCCGAGUGCGCAUCAAUCGCUUCGGAUUCGAAAAAAGUAAUCUACCUAUCAAAACUCUUGCUCCAUUCCUCUAUUGAAGUCCGAGUCAACUCAGCUUCGCUCGUCGAAAUCGUUCUCGUUGGAACAAGAUCGUCAGAUCUGCGAGCUCAGAUAAGCAAUGUAGAUGAAAUCUUCGAAGGCGUUGCCGACGUAUUGAAAAGCCUCAACUCUUACCCACGCGCGUUAAAAAUCGGCAUUCGAGCUCUUUUCGCUUUAUGCUUAGUAAAACAAACCAGGCACAAAGCGGUUCAAACCAGAGCAGCCGAGACUUUGAUCGACCGGUUAGCCGAUUUGGAUAAGUGCGACGCUGAACGAGCUUUGGCGACGAUAGAGUUAUUAUGCCGGAUCCCCUCGGGGUGUUCUGCGUUUGUUGCACACGCGCUAACGGUUCCAUUGUUGGUCACAACAAUAUUAAAAAUUUCGGACAGGGCUACGGAGUACGCAGCUGGUGCACUCCUGGCACUGUGUUCGGAGUCGGAACAGAGUCAAAGAGACGCGGUAAGUGCAGGUGUUCUGACGCAGUUGCUGUUGUUGGUUCAAAGUGAUUGUACAGACAGGGCUAAGAGGAAGGCUCAAAUGCUGCUUAAGUUGCUUCGGGAUUCGUGGCCUGAAGAUUCUAUCGAGAAUUCGGAUGAUUUUGCUUGCAGUGAAGUCGUACCCUUUUGAAUGAUACUGCUUAUUAGAUUUUUUUUUAAGAAGAAAAGAUUUUGAUUUUGUUAUUUUUGUUUAAAUGAACAGAAAAAAGAAAAUUUCAGGGUCUUAGAUGAGGUAACAUAAAGGAGUAUUGUAAUGUUCUUGUAUGCAAUUUUGCACGUAAGAAUUUUUGUUCAGGAAAGCAAAUAAAAAGAUAGAUAUUUUCUCGGUACAAAUUACAAACACAGUACAGAAUCAGUUUCAGGCAAUCAAAUGUAACAAAUGUGUUAAGUUUAGAGUGGAGAAUAAACGUGGGUCUACUAUCUGAUAACUGGUUAUAGAAAGCUGAUCCUUAUAAACCACAUUCAUAUCUGAAAAUUUGUCCCCUGGAAUCCAGACCCCUUCAUCGUUCCUUUUCUCUCCCUUUUUCCUAUUUUCUCCCGAGGCCUGACAGUAAAAAAUGUGGUUCCUUGUUUAUUUCUUGGUUUGGUUGUACUCUGUUCAUUCCUGGCUUUCUUUUUUCUCACUUUCUGCACAGGCUUGAUAGGGAACAUCGAAAGCUUGGAACUGGGUUUUGACCGAGGACUGCCAAUAUUUAGCUUUUCAUGCUCGCAGCGUGCAUGCGACAGGUCCACAGAAGAAUCAUGGGUUGCAAACAGGGAAGGGUAGGGUCCACAUCCCAAGUUGAAAUGGAAAAAUAAGUGUGUGGCUUGAAGAUUUGGGGAGAUGAUGGGUCACAUGUUGUUGGAAUAAAACCAUGGAUGAUGGAAUCACAUGGGCUGGUUAAUGUUCUUCCUCCCUGUGAGUGAUGGCUACUAGUGCUCACAUGCCGCGAAAAACAAAUUGUCACCAUAUUUUGAUUACAACAACAGAUUGGAAAUUCGUUUGUCUCUGCGCCUUCUUUGAUUUUUGGAGCAUUUGGGGCUCAACCAAUAAAGUCUUCCCUUUAAACUCUUCUGAAUUUGGCACGAGUAGAAUUACCCACGUGUUUUAUAGCUUGGAAAUAGUUUGCAGAAGAACACGUCGAUCUUUAGAUGAUGAAAGUUUUUGUGACAGUAUAGCUCUCCGGAUUGGUUUAGGUUGACGACAACCACAGAAAAGCUUCAUGACGUUGACUAGUGCUUUGACACAUUGCUCGAAAACAACCAGAGCCAGAACAUGAACAUAUUAAACGUUGCCAGUGCCAUGACCUGCCAACUGCGUCCAGACGACGAGUCAACUGGGGUAGAACCAAAUUGUUGUUUAGUGGCUUUUAAACUUGUAGUAAUAACUAAUAAAUUCCCAUUGCUUUUUACAGUUUUUUCCCAUCGUUCUUUGUAAUU
This is a messenger RNA of Durio zibethinus, 2972 nucleotides long. Its product is annotated as U-box domain-containing protein 26-like. The record is from RefSeq and is a predicted model, not a curated record. Lineage: Eukaryota; Viridiplantae; Streptophyta; Magnoliopsida; Malvales; Malvaceae. Gene Ontology annotation, biological process: protein ubiquitination. Gene Ontology annotation, molecular function: ubiquitin protein ligase activity.